Molecule: messenger RNA, 2600 nt
Organism: Gracilinanus agilis (Agile Gracile Mouse Opossum)
Lineage: Eukaryota; Metazoa; Chordata; Mammalia; Didelphimorphia; Didelphidae
Gene: HECTD2
Product: HECT domain E3 ubiquitin protein ligase 2
Exons: 22
Coding region: 214-2574 (786 amino acids)
Biological process (GO): protein polyubiquitination
Molecular function (GO): ubiquitin protein ligase activity
Source: RefSeq, a predicted model, not a curated record
UAGAGGCCGCCCCUCCUCCCGGGGCUCCGGGGCUGGCUGGGGCAGGUCGCCUUCGGUGGAUGCCCGAGAGCUCGGCUCUCACUUGGUAGCGCUCCCCUGGGGCUAGCGGAGGCUCAGGAGCGGAGGCGCGGGCCAGAGCUGGCGGGAGGAAAGAGCGGGACUAAGGCGGGCGAUGCGGGGUCCCAGGUUAUUCCGCGGCCGCUGGGUGACACCAUGAAUGAGGACACUCGGGGACCCUCUCAGGCUGCGGCGGCAACGGGGGCAGUGGAGGAGAAAGAGAAGAAGGAGGAGGAGGAGAAAGGGAAAGAAGAGGAGAGAGAGAAGCUGCCCCCUAUCCUCACUGCUUCCAGCACCGCAGCUUCUGGGGUGGUGGAGAGAGGAGCCAAAGGCCAGCUUUCUGCCUUCAGCAGUUCCAUUUCAGCUGUUAGCCAGAAGAAAGAAGUAGCUGAAAAGAGAAGCUCACCCCCACAACCUGUUAUUCCUAACAUCAAGAAUGUGAAAGAUCUUCCAACAAUUUGCCUUGAUGUUAGACAAAAACAACGCCUCUCUAUUGAUUCAUUGUCAGUUGAAAUGAAAGCACCUGAAAUGAAAACACCUGAAACGAAAGAACCUGCUCUUCCUGUGCGUACCAAAACUAUGAAAGAUUUUCAGGAAGAUGUAGAAAAAGCGAAGUCAUCAGGAGAAUGGAAAGAGGUCCAUGACUUUUAUCUCACAACAUUUGAUUCUUUCCUGGAGCUCAGUGCUGUUUUUAAGAAAGAUGCCGAUACCCCAUUUAAUACUAUUGAAGAUUCUGGGAUUAAUACCAAAUUUGUGAAUGCUGUGUAUGAUGCCUUAUUAAAUACUCCUCAAGAUAUUCAGAAGUCAGUAUUGAAAGGUAUCAUUAACAGUCUAUUAAGAGAAUGGAAAGGGCCACGGUCAAAAGAUGAUCUUAGAGCAUAUUUUAUACUUUUACAGAAUCCUCAGUUUAAUAACACAUCUACUUACGUCAUCUAUGCCCACUUGCUAAGACAGAUAGCUACCUUAGUGGAAGCGGACCAUCAUUUCCUUGCUCACUGGUUUAAAAAGUCAUCACAAAAAAGGUUCAAGCAAUUGGUAGACAGAUUGCUACAGUUUAUUUCUUUACGCCUGUUUCCUGCAAAGCCUGAAGAAUUCCCACCUCUGACAAAAUGUUCCUGGUGGAUUCCAUCAGCAACCAAAGUCUUGGCUUUGCUUAAUGCUGCAAACGGUCUGGCCCACCUUCCUAUUAUUCCUUAUACUGAUUUUUAUAAUUCUACACUGGAUCAUAUUGAUCUCAUGGAAGAAUAUCACACCUGGCAGUGCUUUGGAAACUCUAGAAGGUUUUCCUUCUGUCAGUAUCCAUUUGUUAUUUCUAUAGCUGCAAAAAAAAUCAUUAUUCAGAGGGACUCAGAGCAACAGAUGAUAAGCAUUGCCAGGCAGAGUCUGGUGGACAAAGUUUCUCGAAGGCAAAGACCUGACAUGAAUAUGCUAUUUCUAAAUAUGAAAGUAAGAAGAACACAUCUUGUUAGUGAUUCGCUUGAUGAGUUGACGAGGAAAAGAGCAGACUUGAAAAAGAAGCUGAAAGUGACAUUUGUGGGUGAGGCUGGCCUUGAUAUGGGCGGCUUGACAAAAGAAUGGUUUCUACUCCUGAUUCGCCAAAUUUUUCACCCAGACUAUGGCAUGUUUGCAUAUCACAAGGAUUCACAUUGUCAUUGGUUUAGCAGUUUUAAAUGUGAUAACUAUUCUGAAUUUCGGUUGGUUGGAAUUCUUAUGGGUCUAGCUGUAUAUAAUAGCAUCACUUUGGACAUUCGUUUCCCCCCCUGCUGUUACAAGAAGCUAUUAAGUCCUCCCAUUGUUCCUAGUGAUCAGAACACACCAGUAGGCAUCUGCAGUGUUACAAUAGAUGAUCUAUAUCAGAUUAUGCCUGAAUUGGCCCAUGGAUUAAAUGAACUUUUAUCAUAUGAUGGCAAUGUUGAAGAAGAUUUUUAUUCAACCUUUCAGGUUUUCCAAGAAGAAUUUGGAAUAAUAAAAUCAUAUAAUUUAAAAUCAGCUGGUGAUAAAAUUCCAGUUACCAAUCAGAAUAGGAAAGAGUAUGUGCAGCUUUAUGUUGACUUCCUUCUCAACAAAUCCAUCUAUAAACAGUUUGCUGCAUUUUAUUAUGGAUUUCAUAGUGUAUGUGCUUCAAAUGCACUAAUGCUUCUUCGCCCAGAAGAGGUAGAAAUUCUGGUCUGUGGAAGUCCUGAAUUGGAUAUGCACGCUCUGCAAAGAAAUACUCAGUAUGAUGGCUAUGUGAAAACUGAUCUUACUAUACGAUACUUUUGGGAUGUCGUGCUUGGGUUUCCCCUUGAUCUUCAAAAGAAGUUACUACAUUUUACCACAGGAAGUGACAGAGUACCUGUGGGAGGUAUGGCAGACUUGAAUUUCAAGAUUUCAAAGCAUGAAACUUCUACGAACUGGUUACCAGUGGCCCAUACCUGCUUCAACCAACUUUGCCUGCCUCCUUACAAGAACAAAAAGGAGUUAAAACAGAAACUGAUCAUUGGGAUUUCAAAUUCAGAAGGUUUUGGGCUAGAGUAACAUCAGACUUGAAAUAAAGUAUUUUU